Colossoma macropomum (tambaqui) is the source of this 3766-nucleotide messenger RNA. RefSeq names its product von Willebrand factor A domain-containing protein 7-like. The record is from RefSeq and is a predicted model, not a curated record. NCBI's taxonomy places the organism in Eukaryota, Metazoa, Chordata, Actinopteri, Characiformes, Serrasalmidae.
GGUUGCACAAGGUUAAACAGGGAAGUCCACAGCAGUGAUCUGAAGACUAACGCUUCAAGAUUGGUUGAUGGUGACCAUGGGUCUGCCGGUCAGAACAUCUAUCAGCUUCUUGCUGAUGGUCUUCCUCAUCCAAAGUUGGACUCUGGCCUUUAAAUUUUUCUCAUUUAGGUCCGUGACCCACGAAGCCAUAACACGUGUUGCAAUUUUAGAGACAACAUUCGAUCUCUGUAAAUCACAAGCUCUCCGUAAGGGAAGGAAUUUUGAGACGCCAAACAUACUGACAGAAGAGUCACUGGCAGCAGUUUGCUCCUCAGCUGCUUCAGCCAAAGCUUUCAAAAGGAGCAUUGAGAAAAUCAAUGGAAGAAAUGCCUGGGUGGACGUACACCAUGUCUCGAAUCCUAAAUACCACUUUGAUGAUGAGAGCUUUUUGCGUGGACGGGAUCUGAUCACCUCAGGAGUGAGAAUUGUUAAGGCUAGUGUCAAGCAGCAGAGCUAUGAAGCUGCCAGAGCAAAGCUCGGUGAAGUCCUGCACACUUUACAGGAUUUCUACAGUCAUAGUAACUGGAUAGAACUGGGAAACAGAAGACCUUUUUCCAACCUGAUCAAUCCAAGCAGCCCAAUUGACAACAUUGCUGAUUCAGCAACAUGCAGGAGUUGUACUGGAAAAAACUGCACAGGAAACAUUUUGGACGAGAUCCUCAAAAAGCAGAAACUGACCUCAGGAUACUUUGACAUGUUCAACUCCAGUAAACCAGCAGGAAAGUGCAGCCAUGGAGGAUCUUUUGAUUUGACAAGUCUUAGAGAGCCAAAAGGCGGCAUAAGUAAGGAUACUGUAGACUCAGAGCAUGGCUUUCUACAUACAAAGGCAGUGGAGGUAGCCAUUGCUGCUACCAGAGAGCUACUGGAGGACAUCAGCACAGCAGUGGGGGAGUCUGAGUUUCUUAGAUUGAUGGGACUGACCCAGACUUCAGUGCUGUGUUUCGUUAUUGACACGACGGGCAGCAUGUCUGAUGACAUUGCUGAGGUCAGGAGAGUUACUUCAUCCAUCAUCGACAGUAAGGCAGGCAAAGCAAAUCAACCCUCAGAAUACAUCCUGGUACCUUUUAAUGACCCAGACUUUGGCCCACUGACAAGAACAACUGACCCAGAUGUGUUUAAAAGCAAAAUCAAUGCACUCACAGCCGAGGGUGGAGGAGACAGACCUGAAAUGUGCCUCUCUGGCCUCCAGCUGGCCCUCACUGGCUCACCACCACAGACUGAGAUUUUUGUUUUCACGGACGCUGAUGCGAAAGACACAUGGUUGAAGAGCACUGUGCUGGCUUUGAUUGAGAGAACAAAAUCAGUAGUGACCUUCAUGCUGACCAAUGCUCUGAGUGCUCGGCGCCGCCGGAGCAAUGAUGGGCAACGAGAUGGCCAACAGCAAUUCGCCAGCCGACUCUCCAACCCAUUGAAUGAGGUCUACCAGGAUUUGGCUCAGGCCUCUGGGGGUCAGGCCAUUGAGGUCACUAAAGCAACACUGCCACAGGCCACCAGCAUCAUAGUGGACACCUCCAGCUCUUCUCUGGUCACUGUUUUCCAGGCUGUAAGAAACCCAGCAAAAGCAGAAACCUUCUCAUUCUUUGUGGACUCCACUUUGCAAAACCUGACCAUUUACAUCACGGGCAACUCUCCAUAUUACACCAUCACUAGUCCUUCAGGAGUCUCGCAGACCAGUGACAAAUCAAGUGGGGCUUUGGGGCUGAUUGAGAUGGUUGGUAACUUCUACACGGUGCGUUUAACUAUCUCUGACCAGGCAGGACUGUGGCUCAUCAGCAUUAACUCAACACAGCCCUACACCGUCAAAGUACUUGGUCAAAGUGCGGUUGACUUUCUGUUCGACUUCGUAGAACUUUCUGAUGGGCCUCAUCCGAGCUAUGCUGUGUUGAACAGCAGGCCCGCAGCUAAUAGCAAUAUCACUCUGCUGGUCUCCAUGGUGGGUGGGGACAGUGUGAGGCCUACAGAGGUAGCUCUAGUUGAGGCAUCAAGUUCCAACUCCUAUAAUGGGACUCUGAAAGAGGUUGCUCUUGGCCUGUUCAUGGCAACCAUCAACAGCAUCCCAGCAGGAGAGUUUGUUGUCCGGGUAGCUGGAAAGAGCAUUUUCUCUAAGGCUUCAAAUGGCCUCUUUUACAGACAGUCCUCAACUCAACUCCAAGCAUCAAAUGUGACAAUCACUACGCAGGCUGAUGGAACACUGGUACCAGGAAAAAACUUCACUCUGACCUUCACAGUGGCAACCAAUGGCUCUGAAGGAGUCUUUAAUAUCAGAGUCAGUAAUGAUCGCAGUUUCGUAAUGACCAAUGUUCCCUCAUCUCUGACUCUUGCGCGUGGAGGCAGCGCAAAUGGCACAGUAACUCUGGCUGCUCCUAGAAACACCCCCUCAGGAAGUGACGUCACUUUGACUAUCGAAGCUGAAGCCCCUGGGGGAGCUGAUUCCAACUAUGCAGUGUUGCGGCUUUCUGUUGUUGCUCCGGUAACAGACAUUACCCCUCCAGUGUGUAAGGUAGUUAGCGUCAAUGCUAACUGCUUGGGCAACUGUAUGCUCUCCUCUUGGGACCUCUCUGCUAACGUGACUGAUGGAAAUGGAUCAGGCAUCCAUAGUGUGACCAUACGGCAAGGAAACGGCACCCUCAGCACCAGCACUGUGCUGGACAAAGGUGUGAACGUCACUUGGGCGUUCUACAGCGCAUCUUGCUGUUUCCCACAGGUGGAACUGGUGGUGGUGGAUGCAGCGGGAAAUGUUGGCACCUGCUUCAGAUCGUUGAAUGCUACAGUUCCACAAAGCACAAAUGCUACAUCUACCAUCACCACCACCACCACCACCAUCGCCACCACCAAUACCACCACCACCAUUGCCACCACCAAUACUAACGGUGCAGAAUGCUGUCUGUUUCUGCCUGUUUUCUUUUGGCUAACUGUAGGAACCACCUUGUUUUAUCAGUACAUGCUGCUGUAAGUAAAGCCUGGAUUCCAGUGAGAGUACAAAUGCUACAUCUACCACCACCACCACCACCAUCGCCACCACCAAUACCACCACCACCAUCACUACCACCAGUACUAACGGUGCAGAAUGCUGUCUGUUUCUGCCUGUUUUCUUUUGGCUAACUGUAGGAACCACCUUGUUUUAUCAGUACAUGCAGCUGUAAGUAAAGCCUGGAUUCCAGUGAGAGUUCAUACCAUUAUCACAGGCUUAUGUAUGCAAUAAUAAUGCUUUUAUGCGGAGUGAGUAAUGGAAAUAUUUAAGGGUCAAUUAUAAAUAUAAAUGGAAUACAGAUUAAUUUUCACACUUACCGUAUAACUUCCUCAAGGUACUGGAUACUCAUAUGUUAAAAUUAUACUACUAUUAUAACCAAAAUGUAACUGCAAACUCUUUUUAUUUCAACUGAAUCAGACUUACAAGGGAAUGUAUGGUAAAAGGGAUCAUUAUCCUUUCUCUAAUCUUUAAGCAAAUUAUUGAUAUUAUUACAUGUUAUUUAACAAAUCAAUAUAUAACUGGAAGUGGUGACGUAUUGCAUAAUAUAAUCUUUGUUUCUAAUCCUUCUGUUUUGUAAUACAUAUACUGUAUAUGUUCAUUGCCCUCUUUGAGCUGAUUCUUCUGUUUUAGUAUACGGCACAUAAUAAAUAUCCAGGCAUAUAUUUAUAGAAAGUCUACAUAAUUUGUCUACAUUGUCCACAUUAUGGCUUAUAUGUGUGUGUCAAUUGGACAUGAUUAAAAAAAUACCUUUCUGUA